Molecule: messenger RNA, 2638 nt
Organism: Cucumis sativus (cucumber)
Lineage: Eukaryota; Viridiplantae; Streptophyta; Magnoliopsida; Cucurbitales; Cucurbitaceae
Product: F-box/kelch-repeat protein At1g67480
Exons: 4
Coding region: 816-1964 (382 amino acids)
Molecular function (GO): protein binding
Source: RefSeq, a predicted model, not a curated record
UUCCUUUGGUUUCUGUUUCCUGCUUCCUUCUUCCUUCAGAUCUGACUUCAUUUUACUUCACUCCUCUGUUUGCUUCCAUCCUGUUUUCAUUUCUAUGAUUCUCCUUUAUUUCGAAUUUUAGGAGCUGGGUUUUUGUUUUUGUCGAUUUUUAGGAGGUGGGUCUUUGUAUAUUCCUGUUUUUAGAAAGUGGGUCUUUGUUUAUUUCAAUUUUUAGGAGGUGGGUUUUUGUUUAUUUCAAUUUUUAGGAGGUGGGUUUUUGUGUUUUUAUUUUUUUACUUGUGUAGCUUCUGAAAUCCUUUGCAAUGCGGUGCGGUUGUGUUUGUGUGGCUGUUUAUGCUACAUCCUAGAUUCCCAUUCUUUUGGUUGCUCUCGUUUCUGCCAUUUCUAGCCCUCGAUUUCUUCGUCUGCUAAUGAACUUUUAGUUUCCCUUUUUUCAUAUGGAAGUUAUGGGGGGCUAACUUGGCAAGUUCUAUGGCAUUGACUGGUAUUUUGACAAUGCAUAGAGGAAGAGAUAGCCCUAUAAAGUUGCAGAACAUCACUCAUACAGCAACAUCUAGUAAACAUAAACGUGAAUUUGGUAUGGACUUUGAAUCAGACUGGACAAGACAUGUUAAGUCUUCUGCAUUUGCUGCUCCAGUGAUCCGUUCUGCAACUUCGUUUAUGCGUUGGUCUUGCAGAAUCCCAAUUAGUGAAGGAUAUCAUGAAUUUCUUUAAUUGAAGUCAGUCAAAGAUAAGUUAUUACACUAUUUGAACGAUACUGUUGAAGAAAAACAGUCAUCGUUGUACGAGAUUUAGUUGGUUACUUUAUUUGGAUAAUGCCCGGAUUCAUUUCUGGAAAGAAGAGGCUCACAGAACCAAAGAUGUGCAUCAUCAACACUGUUAAACAGAAUUCAAUUUGUCUUUCAAAAAGCGAUACUGGAUUUCAUUCUCAGUUUGAUCAUGUGUCUCUCCUUCCUGGCUUACCUGAUGAUGUAGCAAAACUGUGUCUUGCCCUUGUUCCCCGUUCUAGCCAUCCAUCCAUGGCUGGUGUUAGCAAGAAUUGGAGGUCAUUCAUUAAAGGCAAGGAAUUCAUAACUGAGAGGAAAUUAGCUGGUGCAGUUGAGGAGUGGCUGUACUUCUUAACUAUGGAUACUGUAAGGAAGGAAUGCCACUGGGAAGUGUUUGAUGGUGUGGAACGUAAGUUUCGAGUGCUUCCACCAAUGCCUGGAGCAGUGAAGGCUGGUUUUGAGGUGGUUGUUCUGAACGGGAAGCUUCUUGUCAUAGCUGGUUAUUCAAUUGCCGAUGGAACUGAUUCUGUUUCAUCAGACGUUUAUCAAUAUGAUUCUUGCCUUAAUAGGUGGAGUAAACUGGCCAAUUUAAAUGUAGCUCGAUACGAUUUUGCCUGUGCCACUGUUGAUGGGAUUGUCUAUGUGGUUGGAGGCUAUGGAGUUGAAGGUGACAAUCUAUCGAGUGCUGAGGUGUAUGACCCCGAAACUGACAAAUGGACUCUAAUUGAAAGCCUCCGUCGCCCUCGAUCAGGCUGUUUUGCGUGUGGAUUUGAUGGUAAGCUGUAUGUCAUGGGUGGAAGGUCAAGCUUCACAAUUGGCAAUUCAAAGUUUGUGGACGUGUACAAUCCCAAGAGGCAUAGUUGGUGCGAGAUGAAAAAUGGUUGUGUCAUGGUCACUGCUCAUGCUGUGGUAGGUAAGAAAUUGUUCUGUAUGGAAUGGAAGAACCAACGGAAGCUUUCCAUGUUCAAUCCGGAGGAUAAUUCAUGGAAGAUGGUACCAGUUCCAUUAACUGGUAGCUCAAGCAUUGGAUUCCGGUUUGGCAUACUGGACGGGAAGCUGCUGCUCUUUUCGUUGAAGAACGAACCUGAAUACCGUACUUUGUUGUACGAUCCAAAUGCAACUCCAGGUUCAGAAUGGAAAACCUCAGACAUUAAACCAUCUGGCCUGUGCUUGUGCAGUGUGACCAUCAAGGUUUGACAAUGGAGUUCCACUUUUAGAGUGAAAGGCAGUAAAGUAACACGGUUGGGACUAUGCCAAACACUUCUUUAUCCACUUGACUUAUUUGUUUAGAACAUUCUGAUUCCUUUCCAGUUUUUAUUUCCUGACAAUGAAUGAUUUCUCCAAUCAUUUACGCAAACACCAUAAUUAUCUUAAUGAUCCAGUGGUGCAUCAAUACUCUGAUGAUGCUUUAAAACAAGCCAUGAUAGGUACUCAUGAAAAGGGUUAGAAGCAUCUGAUUUUUCUUCAGGUUUACAUUGAUUGCAACUUGCUGUUCUUGGAAAAUUUUGAAACCAACAUUGUUUGUUGUGUGAUGGCUGAUCAAAUCAAGUCGCUUCGUACCUGGUAAAUGACGGUUUGGUUGUGAGUUUAAAAUGAUGGUUUUUCAAUAAUCUGUAGGAAGAUGUCAGUUGGUAAACCAAUCUCUCUGCUGCUUUCCAUCAAACCUCUCUGCUGCAGGAUUGAGUAUUUGGAAGCUAAUCCCAUGUUAAGAAAGGAUACAUAAAAGAUGUACAUAAAAAAGCACAUGGUUAAUUUUGAAUUAAUGUAUAUACUUAUCCCUUUUAGUUAUUCUUUCUAAGAUUGCAUUGUGAGGGAUUUCUUUAAUGAAGAUUGUUGGUGGGAUUAAACCAACAAAUAUUUCUUUCCAAAAA